Molecule: messenger RNA, 757 nt
Organism: Triplophysa dalaica
Lineage: Eukaryota; Metazoa; Chordata; Actinopteri; Cypriniformes; Nemacheilidae
Product: histone H4-like
Exons: 1
Coding region: 281-688 (135 amino acids)
Biological process (GO): nucleosome assembly
Cellular component (GO): nucleosome
Molecular function (GO): DNA binding; structural constituent of chromatin; protein heterodimerization activity
Source: RefSeq, a predicted model, not a curated record
CCAAAACUUAAAAUUAUAUAAUUUACUUUAAUUUUCAAUGUUUUGUUAAUAUUGGCAAUUUUCAGUUCUUUGACAUCAUCCACUACUAUAGUAUUACAAAUAUUUCUGCUGACCGCAAAUUGAGAUAUUUUGAAGUAUGAUGACAUAAUUGUUUAGUUUCUUAGAAAAUCUUAAACAUCGUGAUUUUUUUAAGUUACAUUAUAGAGAGAUUUACUGAAAGCUUUGGGAGGGCAGAAGCGCGAAGAAAAAGCGUGUAAAUGACGUGGCUGGUCCCGCCCUCAUGCGCGUGUUUCUACUGGGUCCUAUAAGCACAUGUUUAAGUCCUACGUUCAAGGUUUCAAUUCAUUGUUACACUGUACUCACUAAAGUAACCAUCAUGUCUGGAAGAGGCAAAGGCGGAAAGGGACUCGGAAAAGGAGGCGCGAAGCGUCACCGUAAAGUGUUGCGUGAUAACAUCCAGGGCAUCACCAAACCUGCUAUCCGUCGUCUUGCUCGCCGCGGUGGUGUUAAACGUAUCUCCGGUCUGAUCUACGAGGAGACUCGCGGUGUGUUGAAGGUGUUUCUGGAGAAUGUUAUCCGUGACGCCGUCACCUACACCGAGCACGCCAAGAGAAAGACCGUCACCGCCAUGGACGUCGUGUACGCGCUGAAACGACAGGGACGCACUCUGUACGGCUUCGGAGGUUAAACGCGUUUAUUCUGAAGUUAAACAUUGAACACAACGGCUCUUUUAAGAGCCACCCACUGUCUCACUAGA